Messenger RNA from Myxozyma melibiosi, 1519 nucleotides. RefSeq lists its product as uncharacterized. NCBI's taxonomy places the organism in Eukaryota, Fungi, Ascomycota, Lipomycetes, Lipomycetales, Lipomycetaceae. Gene Ontology annotation, cellular component: nucleus. Gene Ontology annotation, biological process: mitotic sister chromatid segregation; kinetochore assembly. The record is from RefSeq and is a predicted model, not a curated record. The transcript is spliced from 2 exons. Bases 171 to 1088 code for a protein of 305 amino acids.
AGCGGUGAAGAAGAAGGUUGCUUACUAUGUUUACUAACUCAGGGCAGUAAGAAAAUAAAGUUCAGUCGCGUCGGGAACAACAAAACAGUUGUCGCUCGCGUCUGCGUCUUUGCACCACAACAACAACGCUCUCUCCAUCACAUUCAGACACAAAGAGGACAGAAGACAGGAUGAGUAAAAGCAAAAGCAUAGGAUCAGAAGUCACGCGAUACCUGCAUCUCGCGCACACGUACCGGCAUGCACAGCACGACGGGAGUAGGGUGUAUAGUGAGACCGAGCUGGAUCGGGUUAUUGCGCAGCUCGAGAAUAAGGUUGAGGCAGGGCGGCGGGAGGUUGAGAAGUUUAGGGCGGAGGAGAAAGGGGAUGAGGGAGCGGGAUGCGUGCGUGCUAUUGUUGCGGCGCGGAGGUAUACUGUUGAUGAUGGGGGGGAGGAGGAGGAGGAGGAGGAUGAUGCGGAGAGGAUUGUGAGGGAGUUGGAAGGGAUGGAGAAGUUUGAGGUUGCGAGGGGUGGGAUUGAGAGUUUAGAAGGAGCGAUUGCGAGUGCGAAGAAGGAGCUUGAGAGGGAGGAGAAGACGCGGGAGGAGUUGCGGGCGCUCGGGAAGCUGCUUGAUGCGCGGCAGGAGUAUUUACGGGAGAAGUACGGCCGGGGUAUGAGCGAGCGGACGCGGGUGGAGGUGCGGGAGGUGCGGAAGGCGAGGGGGCGGGAGGAGGAGAGUAGGAAGAAGAUGAGGAGGUUGAUGGUUGUUUUGAAGAAGUUGCUGGAUACGCGGAUAGCGGAGGUGUUGGUGGAGGAAGAGAACGGGGCGCCGGUGGGAGGGUUUGUGGGGGAGAAGAGGGGCGGAGGGGUGGUGAGGCCGAGGAAGUUGGAGGAGCAUUGGACGCAGGCGCGGAGCGAGAAGAUUGCGGCGGAGGCGAAGCAGUUGGUUGAGAAUCUACUGAAUGAGGCGUUUUUGCCGGAGCAGGGAUGGGUGGAGUUGGAGGACGCGGACAGUGUUGUUGUGCGGUUGCUGAUUCGGUCUGAUAUUGCGGUGCUGAGGGCGAAUGACGGCAGGUAUAUGAAGCUGCGGGAGUUUGCGAGUUCUUUUUAGCGUGCGGUUCUUAGCGUGAACAGGAGAUAGAAGGAGGAGCCAUGUGGUCAAUAGCUCCUAGUCGAUAGCCAAUAAAGGCAGGUGUGAAGGAACGUGGACUGCGCCUCUGUGGAUGGAGCUAUAACGGAUAGAGUAAGGUGUCGAGAAGAGGGGAUGUUCUUGGCAGGAGAGUAGUGUUAUGAUAGUGGGGAGUAUAAUUGAUCAUCAUUUAUAAAGCAGAGAAGGAAGGAAAUAGGGACAAAGAACAGGGAAAAUGGGAGAAGGAGGAGGAUGUGGGGAAGCUGUGAUGACUUGCUGGUUAGGGUUAAUUGAGUCGGUGAUCAGACACGAUGAGAAAGAGAAGAGAUAUGGAAGAGAUAUGAAUGAGUUGAUAGAAUAGAAUAAGAGGAUAUAUAGAAUAUAGAAUAUAGAAUAACAAUAAUACAAUAACA